AUGGAAGUGAGGCUUCUUCUCUUAGGGAAGCGGGGCGCAGGGAAAAGUGCCACAGGAAACAGCAUUCUGGGCAAAGCCGUGUUCGAGUCCAGGUUCAGUGAGCAGCCGGUGACUAGAAGCUGCCAGAGAGGGAGUGGGGUCACGCAGGGGAGGGAGGUUGUGGUCAUCGACACCCCCGACCUUUUCUCUUCGGAUAACAUUAAGCGCUGCUUGGAGCUCUCGGCUCCCAGCCUCCACGCCCUGCUUCUGGUAAUUCCCCUUGGCAACUAUACAGUGGAGGACAGACAAACAGCCGAGCACAUCCAGAAUGUGUUUGAUGAGAAAGCCAGGAAGCACACCAUUAUCAUCUUCACUCGGAAGGAUGAGGAGGGCUCGCUGGAGGACUACGUUAAAAACAACACAUCUAUUUGGGACUUGGUUCAGCGCUCUAGUGGUCAAUACUGUGGUUUCAACAACAAGGCAAGUAAGGAUGAGCAGGAUGCCCAGGUGAAGGAGCUCCUCUGCAAGGUUGAGGAUUUGGUGGAAAACGAAGGACCAUACGCAGUGAACUUAAGGGAUGAAGACAGUAGAUCCCAGGAUUCUGUGAAUGAAGACACAUCUCAGCAUAGUAUGAAUGAAGACACAUCUCAGAGGAAGAGCUAUCUACAUGGGUCAGGGGAGCAGCAUCAGCAGAUGAUAGGAUGGGAACCGAGCCCCGGGCUGCCAGCCCUCAAGGUCCUGCUUGUGGGGAAGCGUGGUGUGGGGAAAAGUGCAGUUGGGAACAGCCUUCUGGGGAAGCGGGUCUUUGAGACUCGAUACAGUGAAGAGCCAGUAACCUGGAGGUGCAUGUCUGAGAGCAGAAUCUGGAGAGAGAGGCAAGUUUUGAUCAUUGAUACUCCAGACUUCUCAUCUUCAAAGGACAUUGAACAAGACCUUGUGAACAACACCUGCCUGGGUCCUCAUGCUUUCCUGCUGGUGACUCCCCUGGGCUCCUUCAAUGAGAAAGAUGACAUGGUGCUAAGCACCAUCCGACGCAUUUUUGGGGACAAAUUCAUCGACUAUAUGAUCGUUCUCCUCACCAGGAAAGAAGAUCUAGAGAAUCAAGACCUAGAAAAGUUCUUAGCCAGAAGUAAAAGGCUCAACGAGCUCAUCAACAAAUGUAAAAACCGAUACAGUAUCUUCAACUACAGAGCUAGGGAGGAAGAGAAGCGAUGCCAGGUGGAUAAACUCCUGCAGGAAAUUGUAAGCAUGGUGCAGCAGAAUGGGGACAAGCCUUGUACUUUCAGAGAGAAAGAGCCCCUGCGUAUUAUCCUCAUGGGGAAGAGCGGGACUGGGAAGAGUGCCAGUGGGAACACCAUCCUCGGGAGCCCGGAGUUCCACUCUCAGCUGAAAGCACAGCCAGUCACCACGAGCUGCCACGUCGGCAGGAGGACAUGGAACGGGCAGGAUGUUGUGGUUGUGGACACUCCAUCACUCUGUCAGGAGUCCAGAGCUGAAGGGGACCUAUCCCAGCUCGAGAAGGCAGUCGAGGACUGUAGGUCCUACUAUAAAGAAGGGAGUACAGUUCUGGUUGUGGUGUUACAAGUGGGACGGAUCACUACAGGGGACAAAAAGGCAGUGGUGGACCUAGAGCGCAUCUUUGGAGCAGAAGUUAUGAAAUACACGAUCGUGCUGUUCACCAGGAAGGAAGACCUAGAGACUGGGAACCUUGAUGAUUAUGUCAAUAAUACAGAUAACAAGCAUAUUAAGAGCAUAAUUAAAAAAUGUGAGGGGAGAUAUUGUGCUUUUAAUAACAAAGAAACUGGCCAAGCCAAGGAAGACCAGGCAGAAGAGCUUUUGACAAUGGCUAGUAACGUGAUAAAGGGCGGGGGACAGCAUAAACAUCCCCGUACAUGGGAUGUAGGCAAAAUAAUGAAAAAUAUUCAGGAAAAGCCCUCCAAAUUACUAAAUAAUUUAAAGGGAAUAUUCUAG
This is a messenger RNA of Budorcas taxicolor (takin), 1950 nucleotides long. Its product is annotated as GTPase IMAP family member 8-like. Gene Ontology annotation, cellular component: endoplasmic reticulum. The record is from RefSeq and is a predicted model, not a curated record. The coding region runs from base 1 to 1950 and encodes 649 amino acids. Gene Ontology annotation, molecular function: GTP binding. NCBI's taxonomy places the organism in Eukaryota, Metazoa, Chordata, Mammalia, Artiodactyla, Bovidae. The transcript has 4 exons.